This is a messenger RNA of Orcinus orca (killer whale), 2712 nucleotides long. RefSeq names its product small proline-rich protein 2E-like. The record is from RefSeq and is a predicted model, not a curated record. Gene Ontology annotation, cellular component: cornified envelope. Lineage: Eukaryota; Metazoa; Chordata; Mammalia; Artiodactyla; Delphinidae.
UUAAAUUUUUUUAAAAUUUUUUUUUAAAUUGAAGUACAGUUGAAUUACAAUAUUGUGUUAAUCACUGCUGUACAGGAAAGCGACUCAGUUAUACAUAUAUAUACAUUCUUUUUCAUGUUCUUUUCCAUUAUGGUGUAUCACAGGAUAUUGAAUAUAGUUCCCUGUGCUAUACAGUAGGACCUCGUUGUUUAUCCCUUCCAUAUACACCCUUCUAUAUACAACAGUUUGUAUCUGUUGAUCCCAAACUCUCAACCCUACCCUCUCCUACCCCACUUCCCCUUGGCAACUACCAGUCUAUUCUACGUCCCUGAUUUUCUGUUUCUGUUUCAUAGAUAGGUUCAUUUGUGUCAUAUUUUAGAUUCCACAUAGAAGUGAUAUCAUGUGGUACUGUUUUUGGCUUCCUGACUUCUUCAGUGACAAUAUUUUUAAUGGAUUAGACAGAAAGACUGGUCAUGAGUCAGUAGGAAUGGGGGCUGCGGAGCCAGUGUCAGUCCUGGGAAGGGUCUAACUAGCAAUAAGAGAUGGGGGAGGGCACAGUGGGGAAGGCAGUUGGCUUCAACUACUUCUUUGUGGCAUGGAGAGGAGAGUGGAUUCUCAUAUGACUUUAAGAUCAUUUAGGAGAAUCCUGUUUUUCUUUCUGAAAUCAGAAGAAAAGUUAAUGUGGGACUCUUCUUUGGCCUUCAGAGGUGAAAGUUAUCAGGGAUAGACCAAGAGCAUUGUGGGUAGAGGGCAUAGUGGUGGGAGAAUGGCCUUGUUUUGCCAGCUAAGGUUAUAGUACUAGAGAACCACAUGCCUGCGCAGGUUCCAAGGAGCUCCCGGAGAAUAUGUCACAUCCGACCACCCUUGGCUGUCUGUUUGGGUUAACUGUGGAGUUUCAUGAUCCACCUUGAGUUUGGGGGAAGUAGACUCUUUUGGGGCUGAAUGUAGUUCAUGUUUUUGGAUAAAAAUAGAAUCCAUGGUGAUAGGGAAGAUAAUCCAGCUACUUCAUGAUCCGUUUGGGGAGGGUGGCUUUGGUGUGUAUUCCUGCUGGCAUGGGGAAUGCUGCACAGGGCAGCACAUCUGUUGGAUGAGGGUGGGGAAAAGUUUGAGAACAUGGAACUUCUGUCUACACCAUGCAGUCUCCUGGGAGAAGAGCUGGGAGGGGUGAAUUUGGAGAGGAAAACCCAAUACACUAUGAUGAUAUCUUUCUCCUUGAGUCUGAAGAGAGGCAGCAUCUUCUCAGCUGUUUGUGUUCCCUGAUGUUGCUGGAGGUGAGGGGAUGGCACUGGGCAAGGGAUGCAGUGUCUUCAUGAUCAGGUGGUGGAGGGUGGCUUCAGAGGUGUCACUUCUGCUUUGGCAGGUAUUCCUACUGCCAGGAAGUGCACUUCACAGGGGGACACUUCUGCUGGCUGGGAGGUGGAGGGGACAUCUUGGGAAGGCAGGGCUCAGGAACCUGGGGAGGGGGCUGGCAGGGGACUUUGCAUUGUUGCCACUGCUGCUAAGACAUCGUUCUUAUUUGAAAAGAAUCUGUAAGAAGGAGGAGGUAGUUUUGUUUUUACUGGCACUUUCUCAAUGAAAUCACCACAGCUCUACCAUCCACCCUCAGAGGCAACCUUCCCAUCAGAUGUUCUGACACAUCUGCCAUAUCACAGGACCCUGCACUUGCAGCAGCUACUAAGUAAGGACUGUAGGAGUUUCUUUCCGCGAUAAACCCCUCUCUCUUCCCUGAGGGCGUCACUCUUGGUCAUCCCCUGUCUGCAACCCCAGAGGGAGCCUGGGCCAGCAUGUAAUGUUCUUCACAUCCAGCAGAGCCAUUCACUCACCUGCAAAUCCAAGUGAACCUGACCUGUGAGGAUAAAUCCACCUGAGGAGACUCCAGCCCCACCCCUUUUAUUGUGGAUUAAGCCUAAGCUGGUACAAUACCUGGAAUACCCUCCUGCCUUCCUGGCUCCAGGUGUAGUUCCCCAGUUCCUGAAGCACUUGCCAAACUCCUUCUUUGUACAGAAAAUCCUACUUUGUCACUACCCGGUAUGUAAUGGCAUUUCCUUCUCUGCAGGAAAGAGAGCUCAGUAUGAGACAGAUGUUUCAUGUGCUUGUCAGUUCACCAUCUUGUCCUCAUGCUUCAACAGAGCAGUCAACUGACUGUGAAAACCGAAGAUUCCUUGAGACCCAGGAAAGAUGACUUACAAGCAGCAUCAGUGCAAGCAGCCCUGCCAGUCACCUCCUGUUUUCAUACCUAAGUGCCCUGAGCCUUGCCCACAUAAGUGCCCUGAACCUUGCCCACCUCUAAACUGUCUGGAGCCAUGUCCCUGUCCUCCAUGCCCACCUGUGCAGCCACAUCCACUGUGCCAGCAGAAAUGUCCUCCUGUGCAUCCAUGCACACCCUGCCAGCAGAAGUGUCCACCCAAGUACAAGUAACAGCACCAGAUUUCAUCAGGACCAUGAAACAACAAGAUCUAAGCUUUUCUUAGUCCUAGGACUCCAUCAUCCUCCCUUCAGCCAUGGUGAUGGACUGCUUCUUCCUUAACCUCCCUCCUGGAUUGACAGCUGACAGAGAAAAGGCCUGGUUCCUGAAGAAGACACCAUGUUGUUGGAAGAAGAGCAGCAGGAUCAUCACCUGAUCUUGCUUUGCCAUCUGCUUGUCUGUAAUUGGGCUGUGAUCUCUACCCUGUGAGCACUUAGUGUGUAUAUUCUUUUACUUCUCCAAUAAAGCAGAUUUCAUGGUUGAGCCCA